UACAACACUGCGAAGCGUCAGGGGCAGGUUUGAUGUCUUUCAUUUACAGAAUAUCGAUCGAUUUGUAUUAAUGGGUGAUGUUUUAACUCAUCCAUUAAUAGAGUGGCAUAAUUCAAUUCUUUGCUUCUCAUGAAUUGUUACAUCCACCAACGCGCCUGUUGUGUAUUGUUGGUAAGCGACAUAUCCGAGGUCUGAUUAUGGCCGCUUCACAACAGUUCCUGUCAACUCCGGCCAAAUUACCAAAAUUAUGGCAACCCAAGUUACACGAAUGGAACCCUUAUCACUGCAGCUCUCCUGAUGUUGCCCACGCAGGAUGGCGGAAAUGGAGCGCGGAGCAUCCCGACUGGUACGCACGCCGUGCUUCAUCACAGCAUCCCGACUGGUACAACCGGCGGAGGGAUACAGUGAGGAGAGCUGACUACAAGAACAUCAACUGGCAUAAUGAGCGUCCCUCUAAGCCAACCGCUCGGACACACGACGAUUUCGUACCCUACACCAACGAGGUGAUGAUGAAAGACGUCAUCAAGCCAAUGCCACACAACAAGGGAUUCCAGGGCACCGUGACCUUCCCGAAACCCUUCCCCAUGGAAGUCCCUGCCCCUAAGUGGGGACUGUACCAUCCGCCCCACUACGAAGAACCCACCAGGCUGAACCACUUUGCUCCCGUCAGAUACAGUGGAUAUUAUAACUAAACAAGAUACGUCAUUCGUCACUACUCGCUUCUUUCCGUAACCUAUAGGUCUUCAUUCGGCUUGUUCCGGAUUGGACGAGUUGGUCACGAAUGUCACACAGUGGCGGACGUCUCUCGCAAUCGCUCGAGUUCGCUCCGCUUGUUCCGAUACCUAUAUAAUCCCAUUUUACGGAGUGAGCCGACUGAUAUCGCAAUAUGUAGACAUGUUCUUGUCAAACGUUCCAUGAAGUUGAAGAAACUAGGUUAUGAUUUGCUCUGUUCACCCUCGCUGAAAUCUUUUAAAGCUGUACCUCAAAUAAACAAAGCCAAGUUGUUAAUAUUUGCGAUCUUUGAGGCAAGAUCUGAGAUCAGUUCCCUACAGAAACGCAAUAAGCAUGUCCUUCGUAUAAUAACAGUUCACCAAUCAGAUCAUUCGUGAGCACUCGUGUCAUCCCGGGCAAGCCGAAUAAGAGGUGUAACGCAUUCGUCACCACUCGCCUCUUUCCGUAAACUAUUCGGCUUGUCCCGGAAUAACACGAGUUGGUCACGAAUGGUAACGACGAAGGUCAAUCAGAUGUUCUUACCCACCUUAAGAAGGCAAAUGUUUCUUCAUUGGACUGAGAUUUUAACCGACCAAUCCCCAACCUAUACCAUCUCCAUAUAACGCCACCCUGACUGAGCUUCAUUGGUAGUUUAACAAGACCCCUAUAACUUCCUGUGAUUUGUAAAAUAUGUACGCCUCAUAUUUAAAGUGAAAUAUACAAGGUAUUAUGAAUGUGUGAGUUACACAUAACACCGAUUUUAUUACGUAAUAUUGAUAAAAUGAGCGUUGUGGUCAUAACAACAUACGGAGACUAUUAAUUCUUUUUUCCUAAAUUCGUUUUUGGAAUAUGUUUUCUCUGCAACAAAUAUACACGCAUGCAGUUCUAAGACGUUUUCUCAUUAGUGAGUGAGGUUUAUAACACUAUAGUCGUCAACUUACACAUUUAUAUCAAUCUACACUUGCAGGGUUGCUCUUUCUGAUCUCUGAUAAGAUUCUGACACCAGUUUCUAAUACCAUGGUCUUUAGCAAGAUAUUUAAAUUUCGUGUAUUUUUGCGCACAGAGCGUCAAAUACGAAAGACCAUGCACAUAUUAGAACGCCCUGUGUCUGUGGUAAAUAUCCUACAAUGUAGGUAGGGCUGAAUACUAUUAUAUUGCUACAUGUAUGCAUAGCUGAUACGUAAGCUCAGAUACAUGCCUUUCAAAUUCACAGCCUCGAUUAUCCAUCGUAAUCCUUUCCAUUACGCUGGAUAAUUGAGGAUUCUGGCCGGCGAAUAUUUAACAAGCAUAUUUUUGUUUUAUCAUUAAGCGCAAUUGUACGGUGUGUUAUAUGCAUCAAUAAGAAUCAGCUCUUACCAAUGUGUGCGCUAUUGCAGUGCUUGACUACUGCUGGUAAUAUAGAUCGUUGAUCUCCACGUUAUUGCGUUUAUUCAAAGUGACUAUUUUGUUAAUCCUUGAAUCUUGAUUAUAUCAAAUAGAGUAUACCCCUUACUUUAAA
Haliotis rufescens (red abalone) is the source of this 2209-nucleotide messenger RNA. RefSeq lists its product as uncharacterized. NCBI's taxonomy places the organism in Eukaryota, Metazoa, Mollusca, Gastropoda, Lepetellida, Haliotidae. Bases 198 to 692 code for a protein of 164 amino acids. The transcript is spliced from 4 exons. The record is from RefSeq and is a predicted model, not a curated record.